Messenger RNA from Rhipicephalus sanguineus (brown dog tick), 2079 nucleotides. RefSeq names its product phosphoglucomutase-1 (gene Pgm1). The record is from RefSeq and is a predicted model, not a curated record. Gene Ontology annotation, biological process: carbohydrate metabolic process. The transcript has 8 exons. NCBI's taxonomy places the organism in Eukaryota, Metazoa, Arthropoda, Arachnida, Ixodida, Ixodidae. Gene Ontology annotation, cellular component: cytosol. Gene Ontology annotation, molecular function: magnesium ion binding; phosphoglucomutase activity. Bases 146 to 1828 code for a protein of 560 amino acids.
CAGUCGGGCGUUCGCAACGGGCGGUGGAAGGCGGCGGUGACUCUUGUUCUUCUUAGGCAGGCCCCGCAAAACCGCCAAGACGUCCGCCACCCACGUUCAGGGUCGCCUGCCUGAGAGCGGCACCCGGCGAGCGAAGGAAGGGACGAUGCCGGUGGAAACGGUGCAGACCAAGCCGUUCGAAGGCCAGAGGCCCGGCACGAGCGGGCUUCGAAAGCCAACCAAGACCUUCAUGCAGCCCAAUUACACGGAAAAUUUCAUCCAGUCCGUCUUCGACACGGUGGGGCCCGAGCUGCCGGGUUCCAUGCUGGUCGUCGGAGGUGACGGCCGCUACCUCGUCAAGGAGGUCACCCUCAAGAUCAUUCAGAUGGCCGCUGCAAACAAGGUUGCCCACAUCGUGGUCGGUCAGCACUCGCUCUUCUCCACGCCGGCCGUGUCGUGCAUUAUCCGCAAGCGCAAGGCCCUGGGAGGCUUCAUCCUGACCGCCAGCCACAACCCCGGAGGCAUCCACGCGGACUUCGGCAUCAAGUACAACAUCCACAACGGCGGUCCAGCUCCCGAGUCUGUGACGGAACCCAUCUACAAGGUGUCCCAGAGCAUCCGCGAGUACCACUAUUGUCCCGACCUGGUGCCCGACCUGAGCAAACUGGGCACACAGACCUUUGACGUCGAGGGCCGUCCUUUCAGCGUUGAAGUCAUCGACAUAGUCGCCGACUAUGUCGAGCUCGUGCAGCAGCUGUUCGACUUCGACGCGAUCCGCAAGCUAAUCAAGGGCCACGCCGGGUGUCCCCCUUUCCGCGUGCUCAUCAACAGCAUGCAUGGUGUGACGGGGCCGUACUGCCGACGCAUCUUCUCUGAGCUGCUGGGCGUGCCCAUCGAGAACAUCCGCAACAGCGAGCCUAGUGUCGACUUCGGCGGCAAGCACCCGGAUCCGAACCUGACCUACGGCAAGGAAACGGUGGAUGAGAUGAAGAAUGGGCCUUUUGACUUCGCCGCCUGCUUCGACGGCGAUGGGGACCGCAACAUGAUCCUCGGCGCCCAUGCCUUCUUCGUGACUCCCUCCGACUCGCUUGCCGUGAUAGCAGACAACAUGCACGUCAUCCCGUACUUCCAAGCGACUGGCAUCCGGGGACUGGCCCGCAGCAUGCCCACCGCGGGCGCUGUUGACCGUGUGGCCGCGGCCAAGGGACUGCCCAUUUACGAGACGCCCACUGGAUGGAAGUUCUUCGGCAACCUCAUGGAUGCCGGACGACUGUCACUCUGCGGAGAGGAGAGCUUCGGCACUGGCUCCGACCACGUCCGGGAGAAGGACGGCGUGUGGGCGGGCUUGGCUUGGCUGUCGAUUCUGGCGUACAGCGGCAAGGGUGUACAGGACAUGUGUGAAGACCACUGGGCGCGCUACGGGCGCAACUUCUUCACGCGCUACGACUACGAGAAAUGCGAGUCUUCCGCCGCCCACCAGAUGAUGCAGCAUGUCGAGGAGCGCAUGAAGGACCCGGCCUUCAAGGGACGCCGCUUCCUGUGCGACGGACGCACCUACACCGUCGAAAAGUACGACAACUUCAUGUACACCGACCCCAUCGACGGCUCCACUGCGGCCAAGCAGGGCCUACGCAUCGUGUUCACCGACGGCUCGCGCAUUGUGUACCGCUUGAGCGGCACUGCAGGCGCUGGUGCCACGAUUCGGGUCUACAUCGACAGCUAUGAGCCAAACCUUGAGAAAGCCAGGGAAGACUCGCAGAAAAUGCUGCGUCCCCUGGUGGCCAUUGCCCUCCACAUCUCGGACAUCAAGAAGUUCACCGGGCGCACUAAGCCUAGCGUGAUCACGUGAGCGUGAAGGCCCCGGCGUCACCUCAACAUCACUUCCCACCGCCGCCCCGCUUGCUCAAGGGGCACAGCUAGUCUAUACUUUCCCGGUGACAAGACUACUCUGCGCAAAGCUGCCAAAAAUUUAAACAAGUUGUGGCGAACGGCGACGGGCAUCGGAUGCUGCGUGCAGAGCACCAGCGUUCCGUCCAUGCUCGCCAUGGUCCGCGGCCACACUUGGUUCUCUGUCAGGCAAUAAAACCUGCUUAUUUGGAA